Andrographis paniculata is the source of this 1143-nucleotide messenger RNA. Its product is annotated as membrin-11-like. Gene Ontology annotation, cellular component: endoplasmic reticulum membrane; late endosome membrane; SNARE complex. The record is from RefSeq and is a predicted model, not a curated record. The coding region runs from base 62 to 778 and encodes 238 amino acids. Gene Ontology annotation, biological process: vesicle-mediated transport; vesicle fusion. The transcript is spliced from 4 exons. Gene Ontology annotation, molecular function: SNAP receptor activity; SNARE binding. NCBI's taxonomy places the organism in Eukaryota, Viridiplantae, Streptophyta, Magnoliopsida, Lamiales, Acanthaceae.
AUUACAUUUCUGUCUUCAGAACUUCGCAAAAAGAUCCUCUCUCGGUUUCCGACGGGAGGCGAUGGCGGUGGAAAGUGGCGGAGGGGGUUUGUCGGAGUUGUACUCAAGCUCUAAGCGCUUAUCUAUUAAGAUCAGAGAUGAUUUGGAGAGGCUUGAACGCUUAGAAUACACAUCGUCGGCGUCGGCGUCGGCGUCUUCGCUCUCAUCAUCGAGCGCGGUUGUUGGAUCUUCCGAUGAUCAGGGGGCUGCAAUUCGAAGAGAUUUAAACCAGAUCCAGUCCAUUUGCGUUGAUAUGGAUCGACUCUGGCGUUCCAUCGCAUCCAAGCCGCAGCGUGAUCUCUGGAAAAGAAAAAUAGAACAAGUUAGCGAGGAGGCUGAUUCAUUUAGAGCAAGUCUGGACAAAUACCAAUUAAGGCAACAGAAACGAAUACAAGAAGCACAAGAGAGAGCAGAAUUACUUGGAAGAGCUAGUGGGGAUUCACAUGUUCUGAGAAUUUUUGACGACGAGGCACAGGCAGUGGAAUCAGUCCGCAGAUCAUCCAGGGUACUAGAAGAGUCUUUUGCAACUGGAGUUGCGAUACUUAACAAGUAUAGCGAGCAACGAGAUCACUUAAAGAGAGCUCAAAGGAAAGCCCUGGAUGUUGUCAACACUUUAGGGCUUUCAAACUCACUGCUGAAGCUCAUCGAGAGGCGCAGCCGUGUUGACAAAUGGAUCAAAUAUGCCGGCAUGGUUUUAACAAUCGUCAUCCUCAUUGUUUUCUGGAGGUGGACGAGAUAAAAAAAAAGGCCGAGCUGGACUUCCCUUCGACCUUCCACCAGGUACACCUGAAAUAUUUGUUUUACUAAUUUCUUUUUUGGCAUUUUGCUAGGAAAAAGAAAUGAGAAUAGAAAUUUGUACACUUGAAAAAUUGGGUGGGAAUGUUAGAAGGCUCUAGGGAUUUUUUGUUAAGAUUUUCUUGAAAUGCAUCUUUGUGUUAAGAGUGCAUGAUUUGAAAGAUACGAAGAUCCUGAUAGGCCUGUAGACAUAUGGUGGUUUAAUUUGAUGUAACGACUCGAUAAAAAAAAAAUUGAAUGUGAAUUGUUGUGUUGUUUAAUUUGAUGUAAUGCUUUGAAUGUAAAAUAAAAUAGUAGAUAUUUGAUGUA